Rhinolophus ferrumequinum (greater horseshoe bat) is the source of this 2052-nucleotide messenger RNA. It is a transcript of the gene THAP3, whose product is annotated as THAP domain containing 3. NCBI's taxonomy places the organism in Eukaryota, Metazoa, Chordata, Mammalia, Chiroptera, Rhinolophidae. The transcript is spliced from 5 exons. The coding region runs from base 680 to 1618 and encodes 312 amino acids. The record is from RefSeq and is a predicted model, not a curated record.
UGCUAAUGUCGCUGGUUUGAUUCCCACAUGGGCCAGUGAGCUCUGCCCUCCACGAGAGGACUUGGAACUGAUGGAUCCUGGAAAAACACACUAUUCCCCCCGACCCAAAAAAAAAAAAAGCAAGCCUUGGGAAGUUAAAAGUCUGAGUUUGGUGUAGCAGGAUGAAAAAUGCCCACAGCCCUUACUAUACUUUUCUAGUAAAUCCUCCAGAAACAAACCACAAGAUGAUCAGAAAUGAAGUUUUCAUUUUCUUCAUCAAAUCGUAUAAGAGCUUUAAACCCCAGAGAGGGGCUAACCUGCUUUGUAAAACACCCUCCUCAGCUUGUGUAGGCAGGAUUGGAAUCUCCUGGGGGCGCACAUUUAGCCCCUUUACACCUGGGGGUUCGCAGUGCCUGAGCCUGUUCUGUCAAUCAGCUGUGUCUGCCUAACUCACCUGGGAUCAACUGGUACCUCUAGGACGUUCGGGCAGCCAAAAUCGACGUUUUAGCACCUCCUAUAACACCGAAAAUACUAGCCAAGUUGGGCGUUGAGGCUUUCUCUGGUUUCAAGUUGUCUAAGGCUGUUGGUGGGUGUAAGUUCGAGAGGCACCAAAACAAAGACGUGAGGACGAAGGGCUUCACCGAGCUGGGGUGAAACUCCGGGGUCCCUAAGACGCGCGACGGGAUUACUGCGCGAGGUGAUGGCAAUAGAGCAGAGCCAAGGCCGCCUGCACCUCCCCGCGGUCCCGCCCCUCACGCAGCCCCGCCAGGCCGCUGGCCCUGACUCGCCCCGCAGGGCCCGCCGCGCCCUACAGACCACGCCCACCGGCCCCGCCCCGGCGGCCAGCCCCGCCCUCUGGCCUUGCCGAGCCCACAGGCCCUGCCGCGCCCCGCAGGCCCCCGCCGCCAUCUUUGUGAGGGGCAGCCGGGCCUGGGGUCUGGAGAUGCCGAAGUCGUGCGCGGCCCGGCAAUGCUGCAACCGCUACAGCAACCGCAGGAAGCAGCUCACGUUCCACCGGUUCCCGUUCAGCCGGCCCGAGCUGCUGAAGGCGUGGGUGCUGAAUAUCGGCCGGGGCAACUUCCAGCCCAAACAGCACACGGUCAUCUGCUCGGAGCACUUCCGUCCUGAGUGCUUCAGCGCCUUUGGGAACCGCAAGAACCUCAAGCACAAUGCCGUGCCCACGGUGUUCGCCUUUCAGGACACUGCGCAGCUGGUGAGGGAGGACGCAGACCCGGCUGGCGAGGGUGGAAAUGCCGACUCUGAGAAGGAAAAGGUCAUCUCGGAGGCGGGGGCCCAAGAGCAAGGCCCAGGGAGGAAGAUGGACACUGCUCUCCAAGCACUGCAGCUGCCCGCCAGCGCCGGAGGGCCUGGAGGACAGGUCCUGCCACAGAGACCGGAAGCAACUGAGGCCCCUGGUCAGCCUGCCAAAGCCCCGCAACCAUCCGAUCACAGCUAUGCCCUUUUGGACUUAGAUGCCCUGAAAAAAAAGCUCUUCCUGACCCUGAAGGAAAAUGAAAAGCUGCGGAAGCGCUUGAAGGCCCAGAGGCUGGUGAUGCAGAGGAUGUGUGGCCGUCUGCGAGCCCACAGAGCGGGGCUGCCGGGCCUCCGGGCCGGGCUGCGGCCCGAGCAGCAGAGCUGAGCCAGGCGGCCGGGCUCAUCGGAGCCCUUGGGACGUGGACCUUUCAGUCCUGCUGCUGACCCUGGGCAGCAGUGAGCGUGCCAGGCCAAGUGAGGAGCCCAAGGUGGCAUCAGACUGGGGGGGCGAGGCCGUGAGCAUGACAAACUUGGUUCUCCAGGAGAUGACAGCCCCAGCUGUCCUUUCAGCACAAGCUGGGCGAGUAUCCUUGGAAGCACAGCAUGACGAGCUGUCCCAAGUCAGAGUAGCAGACACUCCCCCUGCCAUGGGGAGGAAGCCCAUUUCCUUAUGAGGCAGCUGGGUCCAGGGAAGGACCUGGUGCGUGGGUCACUCCUACCCCCGCACGAGAAGGUGAGGACUGACUAAUGCGCCUGGACAGCCGGCUCUCCAUAGACUGGCCUCCUUUGAGUGACAACAUAAUAAAGUAUCUUCCUACA